Molecule: messenger RNA, 5205 nt
Organism: Oncorhynchus kisutch (coho salmon)
Lineage: Eukaryota; Metazoa; Chordata; Actinopteri; Salmoniformes; Salmonidae
Product: phospholipid phosphatase-related protein type 5
Exons: 8
Coding region: 387-1403 (338 amino acids)
Biological process (GO): signal transduction; phospholipid dephosphorylation; phospholipid metabolic process
Cellular component (GO): plasma membrane
Molecular function (GO): phosphatidate phosphatase activity
Source: RefSeq, a predicted model, not a curated record
CGAAUACACAAUCUUCCACACACGCUGCCUCUCGGUCUGUAUUGGAAGACAGCGCAGCACAUGCAGUAAUUCCCACCACUUAAUUGAUUAACUGCUUAUUUGAAGUGGCUAAUUAGAUGGGGAGUGUGUCGAGUGUGUGAGGAGGGCUGGGGAGUCGCUAGCGUGCGUGUGUGAGUGUCUGUCUGAGGAGCUCCGGUACCUCACUUCACUCUGGAGCAGGAGGAGGAGAGAAGAAGAAAAGAGAUAGAGAGGCAGCUGGGUGGGGAGAUUUUUACAGCACUCUCCCUCAUCUGACAUGGCCUCCGCGUAGGAAUCUGGUGCCACUGCAACAGAGGAGCUAGGCAGCAGCGAGGUGUCUAAGGUGUGAGGAGAGAGAGAACGAGAGAAUGAUGGCAGCGGAGGAGGAGAAGCCAGGUUUGAAGAGCAGCAGCUCCAUCGUUCCCUGCUUCUUGUUUGUUGAGCUGGUGAUCAUGGCAGGGACGGUUCUCCUGGCGUACUACUUUGAGUACACAGACACGUUCCCCGUGCACAUCCAGGGCUUCUUCUGCUACGACAAGAUGUUCUCCAAGCCCUACCCCGGCCCGGAUGAAACCAGCAAGAUACCCCCACUGCUGGUCUACUCACUGGUUACAGGCAUCCCCUGCUUCACGAUCCUGGUAGGGGAGCUGGUGGCGUUCUUUCUGAAGGCUGAGGGGACGCAAGAGAAGACCAUAGUGACAGCAGACUGCUGCUACUUCAACCCCCUGCUGCGACGCAUCGUCCGCUUCCUAGGGGUGUUCUCCUUCGGCCUGUUCACCACCACCAUCUUUGCCAACGCGGGUCAGGCGGUUACAGGAAACCAGACGCCUCACUUCCUGUCUGCCUGCCGGCCUAACUACACGGCCCUGGGGUGCACAUCCAACAUGCAGUACAUCACCCAGCCCCGUGCCUGCACUGGAAACCCCCUGGUAGUGGCAUCCGCACGCAAAUCCUUCCCCUCCAAGGACGCAGCCCUCAGUGUCUACUCUGCAGUCUACACUGUGAUGUAUGUGACGCUGGUAUUUCGGACCAAAGGCACUCGGCUGACCAAGCCUACGGUCAGCCUGACCCUGCUAUGCCUGGCCAUGCUGGUGGGAGUGGUCAAGGUGGCAGAGUACCGCAACCACUGGGCCGACGUCCUGGCCGGCUUCUUCACUGGAGGAGCCAUCGCUGUGUUUCUGGUGACGUGUGUGAUCAACAACUUCCAGCAGACGAGGCCCCCUCCCCCUCCCCCGCGGCCACAGCGCCCUGAGUCGGUGCUAGGCAUGCCCAUGGUGGCUCUGCCAUGUGUGGAGAGUCCUCUCGAAAAGUUAAGUGGAACUCAGCAUCCUGCACUCUCCUCCUCCUGCCCUCCCUACCAUCCCUACGUUCACCAGCCAUUCUGACCAACCUUUGAUCUGUUUCUCUUGCUCCUCACUCGUUUUUCUUUUUUUCAUCACUCUUUCCGCCCCAUCUUUCUCUCUCUGUCUCUUCUUCCUCCCUCUCUUCUCUCCUGUCCCUCCCUUUCUCUUUUUCACUCCUCUCUCUCCCCUGCAGACUCCGAGGGGGUCUCCUUUCACAGAGAUCACAUGACCAUCAGCCGUAUCGGUUCCCCGCCACCCCAGAUGUCCUCAUUCCGUCUCGCUCCAUUUCCAGCGAAGUCUAGACCAGCCACACGAACAUGAACACUCACACGAACACCACUGCGCCGCCCACCCGGCAGGCCGCUACUCCACCCUCUACAGAUCCUACUCCACGCAGGUCUAAACUUUCAAAACACACGCACACAAACACAACACACACAGCAUACUCAGACCUCUACAAACCUCCCCCUAACCUUGUCCAAGCCCAAACCCCUGGGGGAACUGAGAGCUCUCAAAGUGAGACUCACAAAGACUUAACAGCUGUCCAGCUGAACAUUCAGUACAGUGUCAGGUACAGGUAUGCCUCUUUCAUUUUGUUGUUUUCAGAGGCUUCUUUUUUAUUUGCAGACUUUUUAAAAUUUGCUUCAUUGUGUGAAGUACACAUCUCACUGAUAUCACAAGAUGAUGUUUCAUCUUCUACGUGCUUGUAAGGAGAAACUGUCAAUCCAUUUGACAACUGGGUUCCUUUGUGUUUUCAACUGUCUGCAAUGCAGCCAGUCAUCCUGAAACACUUCAGUUCAUUUGUGUCUCUGUACACAUUUAAGAUGAACCCAAACAACCGCUGAAUGAGCGCUCUCUGCUGGCUUUAGAGAUCAUUUUCAGUAUCCUAGAAUGCGCCAGUCAUCAAAUAUCUGCACGAGUCAACAAACUCAAGUGAACAAAUGUUUACGGACCAAUUACUUUCUGUAGCAACUGUGGUACUUCAUUACUGUACCUUCCAAAUACAGCAUAGAGACAACACACACAGAUCAAGAUCCUGGUAGGUCUACACGCACCGCAUUAGCUCUCUGGCAGACCUCUCUUCAGCUCUGCAUGACAUUACCCAGAUCAAAGGAUACUGUUCAUAUCACUGAGAAGAAGACAAUACAAGAACAAACAGGAUGAAACUGCAGACGGUUUAUUUUUCUCCGCUUUCGAUUGGUUGCUUCUGCAGCAAGUCAGCAUGAAAUAUAUAUAUAUAUAUACAGAUUUGGUAAGACUGGAUGAGACACAUUUUGAAAUACAUCACAAGUGACAGGACAUGAGCUUUGUACAGUACCAAACAUUUUCUUUUACACUCAAUGUAUCUGGACAGGGAACCUUGGUUACCAAAGCUUUGUCAUUGUGAUGUCACUAAAAUACUUGUUUACUUACACAUCCCUUUUGCCUGGAAUGGAACGGAUCACAUCGGAAUGGAAUGGAUCACAUCGGGUUCGAACGGAUCACAUCGGAAUGGAACGGAUCACAUCGGAAUGGAAUGGAUCACAUCGGAUUCGAACGGAUCACAUCGGAAUGGAACGGAUCACAUCGGAAUGGAACGGAUCACAUCGGAAUGGAACGGAUCACAUCGGAAUGGAACGGAUCACAUCGGAAUGGAAUGGAUCACAUCGGAAUGGAACGGAACACAUCGGCAUGGAACGGAUCACAUCGGCAUGGAACGGAACGCCACACUGGAAAAUCAAGAUUCCCUGUCUCUGGGCCGUAGAGAGAUAUUAUUGGACUUUGCCUAUUCAUGUGAUAAUGUGAUUUAUUUAUGAGGAGAUUGAUCGUAGAUGUAUUUAUUUGAUGUGUAUAUAUGGUGUGGUUGCCACAAACAGUUUAAUUUUGAUUUGCACAGCCCUCACUCAUAUCCAGUGGUGUAAAGUACUUAAGUAAAAAUACUUUAAAGUACUACUUAAGUAGUUUUUUGGGGUAUCUGUACUCUACUGUUUAUAUUUUUGCCAACUUUUACAUGUACUUGACUACAUUCCUGAAGAAAAUUAUGUACUUUUUACUCCAUACAUUUUCCCUAACAGCCCAAAAAAUGUUUAUGCUUAGCAGAACAGAAAAAUGGUCCAAAUCAUGCACUAUUCAAGAGAACAUCCCUGGUCAUCCCUACUGCCUCUGAUCUGGAGGAGUCACGAAACACAAAUACUUUGUUUGUAUGUGAUUGUUGUAGUGUGGCCCUGGCUAUCCGUAAAUUAAAAAGAUUUGCUUAAUAUAAGGAAUUUGAAACGAUUUCUACUUUUACGUCUAACUAAGUAUAUUUUAGCAAUUGCAUUUACUUUUGAUACUUAAGUAUAUUUAAAACCAAAUACUUUUAGACUUUUACUCAUGUAGUAUUUUACUGGGUGACUUUCACUUGAGUCAUUUUCUAUUAAGGUAUCUUUACUUUUACUCAAGUAUGAUAAUUGGGUACUUUUUCCACCACUGCUCAUAUCUCACCCUCCACUUUCCACUCCCUCCCACUGGCGUAUGGUUUUCUUCCACUGUUUGGUUUUCUUCUUUGUGUUGUAUCCUGACUAUACUGUCACUGUGCUGUGGAAUGUUUCCCUCUGCUGGACAACACACACACACACACACACACACACACACACACACACACACACACACACACACGAAAACGCUCAUAAGAAAACAUAUAUUUCAUAUUGACAAACUUACCAAAAUACACACACUUUUGGACGAACAUACACAUGCUCACCCAACGAAACAAACAAACACACACACUCACUUACCUCUCCUAAUCUCUAGCCUAUACCUCCCCUCUUUUCCACUUUCUUACACUUAAACCUGUUAGUAUGGUUUUGUAAAUAGUUAUUUUUUGUAAUGAGAACGUGAUUUUUACACAGACACCCCACUGCUCUCCUUACAUUAAGUGGUUAUGGAGAAAUGGGAACAUGAAUCGUAUCAACUGUAUUACUAAAGACAAGAGUGUAUGUAAAGGUCCUGGUCCACUCUAAAUCAGGUCUGGAUUGGACCUCUCCUCGUUCCAAACUGGCAGCCAUUCUGCAUCAAACCAGGUACCCUCCCGGUCCAAGGUUGGAGUCAACCGAAGAUGGCCCGUGGUUUUAUGCUAACAAUAGAAUCCCCUCAUGGUUUAGUUUCUCUUGUAAUAGUUCACCUGCCAGUCCAUAUUGGGCCAGUAACCGAAAGGUUGCUGGAUCGAAUCCCCAAAUUGACAAGGUAAAAAUCUGUUGUUCUGCCCCUAAGCAAGACAGUUAAUCAAUGUCAUUGGCUCCCAGGGAACAGUGGGUUAAGGCAGCCCCCCAUGCCUCUCUGAUUCAGAGGGGUAGGAUUGAAUGCAUUCAGUUGUACAGCUGACUAGGUAUCCUCCUUUCCCUAUACACCGAAGUCAGUGAAUUAGGACAAAGUGCACGGUAUACAACUAUCACAAUUUUGAGGGGGUCUGUUGCUUUUACAUUUAAGUCAUUUAGCAGACGCUUUUAUCCAGAGCGACUUACAGAAGCAAUUGUGGUUAAGUGCCUUGGUCUAGGGCACCUUGUCAUCUCGGGGAUUCGAACCAGCGACCUUUCAGUUACUGGCCCAGAGCUCUUAACUGCUAGGCCAAAACUGACAGCAGCUACAAAAUACUACACAGAUGGCUUGACUAUGUUUGGGCCAGAAUGUGUGUUCCUUGGUGCACAUACAAUACAUCUGCAGUUUGAUUUAGUUCUAUUUUUAAAAAAUAAGACGAUAAAUAAUGCAGUAACAAAAGAAAAGUGUUCUAAGUUUUAACACUUCAUUUCAUCUUGUUACAACGUACCCUCUGUUUUGUAAAGAUUUGUCGGAUGAGAACAAUAAAUGAAUAUUGCAAUAAAAAGGA